This is a messenger RNA of Coffea eugenioides, 2941 nucleotides long. RefSeq names its product serrate RNA effector molecule. Gene Ontology annotation, biological process: primary miRNA processing; mRNA processing. The record is from RefSeq and is a predicted model, not a curated record. The coding region runs from base 197 to 2458 and encodes 753 amino acids. The transcript has 12 exons. Gene Ontology annotation, cellular component: nuclear body. Lineage: Eukaryota; Viridiplantae; Streptophyta; Magnoliopsida; Gentianales; Rubiaceae.
AAAAAAAGAAGAAGAGAAACGGGAAAACCCCAAAAUCUCGAUUGACUCACUGGCCCUGAUACCCAAUAUCCCCUUCACCUUCACACCUCGUCCCUCGCUCUCUCUCUUUCUCUCUCACACACUCACACACCUAACUUAGGGUUUCCAAUCUCCACCACCACCACCGCCGCGGCAAUCCAUUCCACCGCCACUUCCCAUGGCGGAAGUAAUGAAUGCUCCCGUCGACAACCUCGACCGCCGUCGUGACCGCAAUAACAACAAAGAAGCAGCAAACACGAGCAAAUCCCCCGAAGAGGGUGGCUCUUCGCCGCCUCCGCCUCCUCCUCCUCCGCCGCCGCAGGCGAGGAGGGGGAGAGAUAGGGAGAGAGACUCGAGAGAGCGGCGAGAUGACCGGGAAUUUGAUCGUCGUGGUAGGGAUUAUUAUGAUCGGAACCGUUCUUCUCCUCCUCCUCCUCCACCUAGAGAGAGGGAUUACAACAAGCGAGGUCGACCUAGCCCUAGUCCUCCUCCUCCGCCGUAUCGUGACCGGCGAGGAGGAGGGGGUCAUUCGCCGCCUCCUCGAAGGUCUCCUCCAUUUCCACCGUAUAAGAGGUCCAGGAGAGAUGAUUAUGAUGGCAGACGUGGUAGCCCCAGAGGUGGUUUUGGACCUGGGGAUCGAAGGUUUUAUGAUUACCAAGGUGGAUACAACCGUGAAAUGGGGGGCAGGCCUAACUAUCCUGAUGAAAGGCCUCAUGGUCGAUUCUUUGGCCGCUCAGCUGGUGGCAACCAAGAUUGGGAUUCUGGCCACAGUGGUUUAGUCGAUGGUUUUGGUGCAGGGAGCAAUCAGAGGGAAGGAUUGAUGUCUUAUAAGCAGUUCAUUCAGGAGCUGGAAGAUGAUAUCUUACCGUCUGAAGCUGAGCGCAGGUAUCAAGAAUACAAGUCAGAAUAUAUAUCGACCCAGAAGAGAACUUACUUUGAUGCACAUAAAGAUGAGGAAUGGUUAAAAGACAAGUAUCAUCCGACAAAUUUGCUUUCUGUUAUUGAAAGGAGGAAUGAGGCUGUUCGAAAGCUGGCAAAAGACUUUUUGCUUGAUUUGCAGAGUGGGACAGUGGAUUUAGGUCCUGCAGUUAAUGCUUCAUCCAGCAAACAGUCUAGUGACCCUAAUUCUGAGGAUGAAACAGAUGCUGGCGGGAAAAGAAGACGGCCUGGAAGGGGGCCAGCUAAAGAGACUGAUCUUCUUUCAGCUGCUCCGAAGGCUCACCCUGUUAGUUCUGAGCCCAGGAGGAUGCAGAUUGACAUUGAACAAGCACAGGCACUUGUACGGAAACUUGAUUCAGAAAAAGGUAUUGAAGACAAUUUAUUAUGUCGAGCUGAUAAUGAGAGGAUGAACAGAGACAAGUCUCAUGGUGGUUCGACUGGACCUGUCAUUAUCAUACGGGGUUUAACUUCAGUCAAGGGCUUGGAGGGAAUUGAGUUGCUAGAUACACUUCUUACUUAUCUAUGGCGCAUUCAUGGGGUGGAUUACUAUGGAAUGUCGGAAACCAAUGAGGCUAAGGGUCUACGACAUGUAAGAGUGGAUGGAAAAAAUCCUGAUGUAACUAGCAAUGGGGCUGAAUGGGAAAAGAAAUUGGACUUGCGUUGGCAGGAGAGGCUGAAGGGACAGGAUCCACUUGAAGUGAUGACAGCAAAGGAGAAGAUUGAUGCAGCUGCUGUCGAAGCCCUAGACCCGUAUGUCCGCAAAAUUAGGGAUGAGAAGUAUGGGUGGAAGUAUGGCUGUGGAGCCAAGGGUUGUACGAAGCUCUUCCAUGCUGCUGAAUUUGUCCAUAAACAUUUGAAAUUGAAACAUCCUGAACUUGUGAUGGAGCUGACUUCUAAAGUCCGUGAAGAUCUAUACUUCCAGAAUUACAUGAAUGAUGAAAAUGCUCCAGGCGGAAUGCCAAUCAUGCAGCCAUCUAUGCAGAAGGAGAAGCCUCUACGGCGUAGGCCUGGACUGGAUAAUCGACUAAAAGAUGAAAGAGGUGGCCGUAGAGAGCGUGAAAAUCGAGCUAAUGGUGAGCGAUUUGACAGAUCUGAGAACCCUCAGCAAGUGGAUUUCCAGUCUAAUAAUGAUGGUGCAGCUGGUGGGAAUCCUGAUGAACCAAUGUUUGAUACUUUUGGUGGUCAAGGGAUACCUGUUGCACCUUUUCCUUCAGAUAUACCACCGCCCCCUGUCCUGAUGCCUGUCCCUGGUGCUGGUCCUUUAGGACCUUUUGUUCCUGCUCCUCCUGAAGUUGCAAUGCGGAUGUUGCGAGAGCAAGGAGGUCCUUCCCCUUUUGAAGGUGGUAGAAGUGGGAGGUCGGGGCCCCAGUUAGGUGGGCCAGCCCCGAUAAUUGCUAUGCCUCCAGCUUUUAGACAGGAUCCUAGACGUCUACGAAGCUACCAAGACCUUGAUGCACCUGAAGAUGAAGUGACUGUGAUCGAUUACCGGAGUUUGGCCUAAACCAGAUGGCAUAAAGACACAUCGUUAUCGCAGCUAUUUAACGUGGCAUUUUACUGUUAAACUCAAACUAUCAGAAGCUGGGAAUGUAUUUGCUUGUUUAAACUGAAGGAAGGUUCCACCAGCUCUGGUGCUGCUCAGAGUUCACUUUGGUUCAGCUUAUAAUUGUGUCGUUUCUCAGUUUUCAGGGUCCAUGAAGUUUGUCAUAGUGUAGAAUUUUUUUCAGCUAAUUGCGUGGAAAUUUAAGCCGAAUUGCUUUGUACGAAUACAGUUUUAGUACUAAAGUAGUCUAGUUGGCAAAUCUUAGGGCUGUAUAAUUUUUGGGACGCUGCGUUUGUGUACCGUUUUUAUCUUCCUCUAGAUUCCUUGUAGAGUUGGAAAAGUUCUAUGUUUACUGAAAACUUCAAUUAUGAUGUCAUACAAUCAUACAAUACAAUUCAUGAUUUUUAUUACUUCUGCAAUAAACAUCCAAUUUUACUUGUUGAA